This is a messenger RNA of Phyllopteryx taeniolatus (common seadragon), 3470 nucleotides long. RefSeq names its product tripartite motif containing 65 (gene trim65). The transcript is spliced from 8 exons. Bases 355 to 1887 code for a protein of 510 amino acids. Lineage: Eukaryota; Metazoa; Chordata; Actinopteri; Syngnathiformes; Syngnathidae. Gene Ontology annotation, molecular function: metal ion binding; protein binding. The record is from RefSeq and is a predicted model, not a curated record.
GUCACUAGGGAAGGAUCAGGUGACGCUGCAUCUUGACGCGGUGUGAAUUUUGGUAAUGAUUUCGUUCGUUUAUGUUAAACCCAUUGAAUGAAUUAGAAUAUCCGCUUUUUACUACAUUUCAGUAUGGUUGUGUUGUUGUGAAGCGCCUCGGCUAAGGCUAAAUGUAGCUUCUCAUUCCACAUUGCUACGUUAGUGUGUGUUUAGCUAACUGCGCGGCGCUUUAUGAACUGCUUGCUGCCUGUGCUCUUUGUUGUCGAAUCAUAAGAUAACAGAAUGAGCGAUUUUGGAAGUGGGAUCUAGUAUCCAUGCUGCUUUUAAUUGUUAUGGUAAUUUCCUGCCAAAUGCACUACAGUGAUGGAUUCUCAGAGCUCAAACCUGACCUGUGUCAUAUGUCUAGAGCACUUUCAAAUUCCUGUCACCAUCCUGUGUGGGCACUCAUUCUGUCACAAGUGCAUCACUGCCCAUUGGGACACAAAACUCAUUUCUGGUAUUGGACCUUAUUGUCCCAUCUGCAAUGAGAAGUUUGCCACCAGGCCCAUCCUCAAGCGUAAUGUGUCCUUGUCGCUCCUGAUCGAAUCUGCGAACAGCAACACCGGCCCGUCCUGCAAAGACUGCGGCAGGGAGGAAGGUGGAUCAAUGCUUUGUGCUCAUCAUCAUAAGCCUUUAGUUUAUUACUGCAAGCGGGAUAACAUGUCAGUGUGCUGCGAGUGUGCCAUCAGAGAGUGCAAGAACCACGACAAGGACUUGUUGGAGACAGAAAAGAAAAAACAAAAGCUUUUACUGGAGAAGAAGAAUGAGGAGGUGGCGAAACUCAAUGAAGAAACCAAGCAAAGUAUUUACCACCUAACUGAAAAUAUCAGCCAAGCUAAGGAGACGAUGCAGCAGACAUCCAGUCGGGUCACAGCCAAGUUUUCCACCCUGUUAAAAGUACUGGCUGAGCGGCAGGAGGCCACCGAGCGCUUCAUGGAGCAGCAGAAAGAGGCGGCCAUCUCUGAGGCAACGGCGCGUCUCUCUGAGCUGGAGGAGAGCGCCAAGAAGCUGCGAGCGAGCCAGGAUAAGAUAGCAGCUCUUCACGACCUCUCAGAUACAGACCUCAUCAAGGAAUCAAUGCUCAUAGAAGUUCCACGCCUGAAGAAAAUUCCCUCGGACUUGACGCCCCACCUGCAGGAUCGAUUAAGUGGCAUCACAGAAGUCCUGACCCGAAUAUCCAAGCUGGUGGUUGAGGACCUCGAAAGAGCUGUCUGCACCGUUGUGGGUCAGGACAUCGAAGGUUCUCCUCAGGAGAAGAGACCCAUUCUGGCUGUGGUUCCCAGUUCAGCUGCUCCGUGCUACCCUGGCGGGAAGGAGGGCCUCAGUGCUUACAGUUGCUCCCUGACAUUUGACCCCAGCACAGCCAAUGGCAAUUUGGUUUUGUCCCAAGAGAACCGGAGAGCGCAGCACCUGACUUCGGGUCUGCGGCCAGUGGAAGAACACGAAUCCCGCUUUGAUUACACCUGGCAGGUGCUAUGCAGCCAGGGCUUCAAACAAGGCCAGCACUACUGGGAGAUGGAGGUCUCCAAGCCUUGGGUCUAUCUGGGGGUCACCUACAACACCAUCCCCAGGAAAGAGAAGGGUCGGAAGUCCAUACUGGGUAUGAACGAACUGUCCUGGAGCUUGCAGCUGGACGAGAAGCAGCUCAACGCCUGGCACAACGGCCGCAAGGAGACCCUGGUCGGAUCUUCUCAGCACGGCCGCAUCGGCGUUCUGCUGGACUACGAGGCGGGAACGCUCACCUUCUACGGAGAUGGACACGUCAGGCUGCAUGCCUUCCACUGUGCCUUCACCCAGGAGCUCUUCCCUGCUUGCUGGAUAGGAGAGGGUGUCAGCAUCACACUAUGCUCCACAUGAGUGUGCAGAACCUCAUCGUUCUGCUUUUUAUUUAAACUGAGACAUUUAUUACAAAUGUCUUAAAUUGUAGACGAAAAACAGUGGGGGAAUUGAUUGAUCAGUCAAAAAUGUGUAAAAAUACACUGCUAUUUAUAAAAAUGAUCAAAUUUACAUUUUAUUGAGUAAAAUAAGUACAUUUUAUCCCCAAGGAAAACACAAGUUAGUAUCUGUUUGCAUCUUGAUUUUGGCCCACUCCUCUUUACAGAAGCUCUCUGAACUAAAUCCUUCACUUGUUUGUCAGGUUUGAAAAGUGACGAGGUCACUCCAUGACCUUAAAAUUAUAAUUCUUGAGUUGAUCUACUUCUUUGUUGCCCUGGCAGUAUGUUUUAGAUGCUGGAAGAUCCAUGAGUACGCCUCCAUUUAUUGGUCCCUCAAUGCGGUGAAGUCGCCCUGUAUGACAAGUUGAGAGGAUGAGUAUUUGUAAUUGUUAAUUGUGCAAAACUAGUGGCACAUUAACACUAGCCUGUCCAUCUGUGGGAAUGUGAGAAAUCUGGCUCAGUGUUAGGGUAUCAAAUACUCAAUUCAAUUUCUUGAGGCGUGUCCACAUGAAUUUUAACUUUUUUUUUUCUUCCAAUUUAAGCGUAACUCCUUUUUAAACUUUUUAAAAAAUAUGCAAAGUAAGCGCUGUUACACACUCAUUUGACUGCUUUUUUACUUUCAAGCCAUCCGAUGUGGAGAUUCACAGGAACCCAAAAUCACAUUCCACUGUGUCACUUUUUACAAAUUAUUUUGUGUUUGCGGCAGUAAUCCUUUGAUUCACCUGUACAUUCAGGGACAUCUGGCUGUAAUUGGUUUAUGAAAGAAGCAUUAUGUAAUGUAUAUACAUCACUCCUUGUGAAGUGUAACAUGACUUGGAAUGUUUUUUUUUGUUUUUUUUUUCAGGCUUGCAUCUUUAAAUUGUCAUUCGGUAUUUGGUGAAUUUACAGGUACAUCUCAAUAAAUUAGAUGUGUCGAAAACCUUAAUUAGGUAGUUCAAUUGAAAAAGUGAAACUCAAAGAGAUACAUGACAGAUAUUUCAUGAUUUAUAAAUAAUUAUAUGUAUAAUUUUGAUGAUUAUAGGUUACAGCAAACAAAACCCCAGAAUUCACCAUCUAUAAAAACUAUUAUGUAACAAUCAAGAAACAAUGACAAUAAUUCUUAAUUUAGAAAUUAAGCAGGAAUUUGCCUUCUGAAAAGUACUUUCCAAAGUGUUGAAUGAUUAACAAUGACAAUCUUUUAUUUAGAAAUUAGGCAGAAAUUUGCAUUUGAAAAGUAUUUCCCCAAGUGUUUAAUGACUAUAUAAUAAUAAAUUAACUUCUCUACCAUAUUCUAAUUUAUUGAGAUGCACCAUUAUAUAUAUAUGUGUGUGUGACAGAAGAGAACAGCACAGUGUGUGUGUGUGUGUGUGUGUGUGAGAGACAGAAGAGAACAGCACAGUAUUCAAAGCUUUGGCCAAACUGAAGCACAACCAUCCCUGCUAUUGUGUUUCAGUCAUGGGAGGACUUCUGUGCAGUUUGUAAAUCAACAUCCAUCAUGUGAGACAAAAUUAAAAACAAAUUUGUUUA